Messenger RNA from Ctenopharyngodon idella (grass carp), 6363 nucleotides. RefSeq names its product proline-rich protein 36-like. The record is from RefSeq and is a predicted model, not a curated record. Lineage: Eukaryota; Metazoa; Chordata; Actinopteri; Cypriniformes; Xenocyprididae. Bases 1148 to 2284 code for a protein of 378 amino acids. The transcript has 2 exons.
ACAUCCCUCACCCUUUAUCUCGCUAUGUACUCUUCCCUCAGCUCACUGAUUUAUCAUAAAGAUUGUGUGUGGCACUUAUAUAUGUAUAGCAGGCGGUGCCAUUGGCCUCUCUGGAAAUGAGGACGUCAUUUUUGUCAUUGUGGGGCCCUCCACCAUGUAUGACAAUCAAAACAAAGCAAAGAAAAAAAAUUUAUUAACAAUAUUGUUUUCUAAUUAUUAUUUGUAUGUAUCUUGUAUGUAUCAAAGACAACAUUUGGCUCCUUUAAACCAAAACAUCAAAUGGUCUCAAGAUUAAUAAUCAAAAACAUGAUUAACAAUAACAAAUACAGAUUUUUAUUCACAAAAUGGCAUUCACAAAAAAAAAAAAAAAAUAUAUAUAUAUAAAUACACAAGUAAAUUCACAAAUGAAUUUAAUGUUUUAAAAUUAACUAUAUAUGUGUUUGUUGAAAAGUGUAUUUGUGAAGAAUACCUUUGCAAUUGUGAAUCUUGUUUUGCAAAUUUGAAUUGAAUUGAAUUUGUGAAUCACAUUUUGUGAAUAUUUUCAAUUUAUAUUCAUGAAUUCAUGAUGAAUCUGUCUCCAUAUAAAUUCUUGACAAAUAUUACUAAAGUAGCUGACUUGGUUGACUUCUUGAGACCGCAGGAAACUCAGUUUGAUCUCUAACCUCUUUCUCUUUUUCCUUUCAGAUUCUUUUGGGAUGAGGACAUUAAAGUCAUCAUAAUUAAGUCCUUAUUUACUGUAAUUAAUCACUUUUCCUUUGGAAAAAGUACAACGUAACAUAAGAGAAGAACGGACCGAUACAGUUUUGCAGCGUUUUCUUUUCUUUUUGUUUUUUUUCCCUUCCUGUCACUAUGGACCCAGCAGUAACCCUCCUAUGCCUGGAGCAGAGGGACCGCUCCCUGGAAGCACACACAAACACACUUUCCCGACCGCUCGCUCUGUGUGUUUUACCAUUCCAGCCUAAGCGAGUGGUCUCGGGCACGCCUCCCAGGGAGCAGUCCUCGGAAGGAUUUCGCCGCAUUCGUGGAGUGAGUGCUGGUGAAUAACAGCUCGCCAUUCACCAUCGGCCCUGCGGAGGAGGACUUCGCCACCAGCCCCACUCCACUGCCAGAGACCAACUUACCACCACCAGCGAGCGACGCAACAGAGAUGUUGUUAGAGCCCACCGCAGACUGUGGAGACCAGCCACCUGUGAGAGACGAACCCGUACCGAGGAUAAGGACGGAGCCUUUCAUCGCCUUGGAGCCCGGACCACUGACAGUGUCUGACCAGGUGCGUGAGCCGGCAACACCAGUCGUCGCUAAGGGAGUGAUUGUGGAGAUCAAGGGCUGGGAGGAAAGCCCCGCCCACACCACCACCGCAGUAGAUGUGAGUUUGUUGAGCUCUGGCCAUUAUUUAGAAGAACUGAAGGAUUUGUCUGAGGCUGAUCUAAUAGACUUUUUUGGAGAGGUGUUUCCCAACUCCCCAGUAUCUCCAGCGCCCCCUAUAUCUCCAGAGUCUCCUGUUUCUCCAGCGCCUGUUUCUCCAGUGUCCCUUUUGUUUCCUGAGUCCCUGCCCAGCCUCUCUCUCCCGCCUCCUCGUCCAACCAGUUCCUCAGCCCCACCAUCGCUGCUGUCCUUCAGCCCUUCAUCUUCAUUAUGCCAGAUCCCUACGGUCUUCUGUCCACCAGCUCCAUCUCACACAGAGGGUGCCGUGUCUCCACCUCAAGCCUCUGUGCCCCCUGCUCCACCUCGGACAGUCGACACUCCGGUUCCACCGUGGCUCCUCCCUCCCUCGGCUUCUCCAGCCUCCCUUGUCUUUCCGGCUCCGCCUUGGUCAGUCGUCCGCCUGCCUGCACCUAUGGCUCCGUCUGGCUCCCCCUUCCCUCCAGAUCCGCCUACAUCCUCGGUCCCACUGGCUCAACCUCUGUCCUCUGGACGUCCGUCUUCACCUCAGAUGCUCGUCGCCAUGGCUCCACCUCGGUCUCCUGUACCAUCGGCUGCGUGUGGGCUCUUCGGCUCAUCGGCUACAUCAGGGUCUCCAUCGCUAGCUACGUCUCCGUUGGUCGUCCCCAGGGUAUUGUCUGCCAACGCGUCGACACCACCACGGCUCCUCCCACCUGCGACUCCACCCUGGGGCCUCGUCAUGGUUGGUCUCUGGACCAACAUCUGGCUCCUCCUGCUCCGGGUUUCCUCUUGGCUCCUCCCACCCUCCACUCCCCCAUGGACUAUUUCUUUGGACUGUGUUUUGUUUUGCCUGCCCCUCUUCUCCUCGCCCUCCUCCAGAGCAACCACUGAACUGUGUUAAUGACUCAAGUGUUACUACAUCCUUCAUAAGGAACUACUUAUUAUUUGGAUCAGUAUUCUAAAGUGAAAAACAUGAUAACUCCCUAGUAAUACAAUGAAGUCAUUGUAAGCUUUUGAGGUUAAGGUUUUGUAUAGUAGUUCAAGUACUAUGGUUUACCAUGAUCUUCACUUCAGAAUUAGUAAUUUAUUAUGCAUUAUUCACAUUAAUUUUGAAUCUGUAUAUAAAUAGUAGUUACUGAUUGGCCAACAGUGAACUACCAUAUUCAACUGAGUGGUGUUACUUACUAAUUUGUUAAUCAGAGUUUCUUGAGUAACACUUUAUUUUACAGUGCCCUUGUUACAAAUUUUAAAAAGAGGUGCUCUACCAACAGAAGAGGAGGUGCAACCAAAAAAUCAAAAUGCAUAUGAAUUGAACAAAGGUACAACACUGACUCUUACAACGCUCUAAUCUUUAUUCAUUAAAAAACAAAUUAAAAAAGAUGUUUAAUUAAUAAAGAUUAGAGUUUGUAAGAGUGAGUGUUGCACCUUGUUCAGUUCAUAUACAGUGUCCUUGUUACACGUUACAUGCAGUUACUAUAGUAAUAACUAUACGUAAAUCUACAAAAACUUAAUCCUAACCAUAACACUAUACUAAGGUAGUUAAUUAAUAUUACUCAGUACUUAAAUGUAUAAUUACACUGUAACAAGGUCACCUUAAAAUAAAGUAUAACCAUUUCGUUAGUUAGUAGUUACUACAUUGUUAAUGUAGUGAACAGCAGAUGUGAUGGCACCAGAGCUUCACAACAGACAUCCUUUUGUCCCACUUUGAUUAAUACAAAAGAGUGUGAUAGGACCAUCAACGACAGCUAAAGGACUAUUGUAAUUAGGACUGCCAAAGGUGGAGGGCAGGAAAGAUGACAUCAACGGCCUAUUGAUCACAGGCUAAUCUCAUCAUGAGUUGCCUUUGUUCACCUCAGCCCUCCAUGCCUGAGUCCAAGGUAUGAAUGGCCAUGGACUCCUAGGGCUGCCAAACCGGUUCUGGCUAGAGCACAGCAAGAAGAAAUGCUCCAAAAAAAAGACAAUUUCUAUACAUAUUGGCUUGAAACCACAAAAAUGGACAGGAAUACUGUAAGGAACAUGUCCUAUACAUCAUUUUACUCAUCGAGGAAACUGUGCACACACAGUGGAAACCCCACCUGGAAUAAAAGCCAAUGCAACUGCUCCCACUGAGACAGAAGUGUGAUACCUCAACCAAUUCACAUCAAGUUUGGACUCUACGAGUUCAGAACACUGCUACAAGGACUUUGAGAAAGGUCUGAAAAAGAAAUAAAGCAUUUCCAAGGUUCUAAAGACAUUGUUUUAUUUAACUGUGUAUUUUGGGACAAUACAACAAGUUUCACAGGAUGAAAGGUGGGCAUGUUAAGAGACGGACACCUGGAAUGCUGUGACCCAAUCACAUCACCACAUCAAGAAAGGUGGGGAUUUGUAAUCCCCUCCCCAACAGGAAGGAAUAAAAGCUUCCCCAAUUGAACAAACCCUCGUUCUGAGUUUCUAACCUGAUGAGGAAAGAACAACAGCACGACCAAGGUGAGACUCUUGCGAGUAAACCUUUCACCGCACGGAUCUUCAAGCAGCCCAAGUGCUUCUGCAGAGGACUUUGACUCCCGACCUGCAUAACUCAAGUACCUCCACCCUACAGAAGAUCCUACGGACUGACCACCAUCUGACCUACAGUUCUCUGGAUUACACAAAGACCUCCAGCACUCAGUGCAGCUCUGCAGCUGUUGGAAGGCAAUCCAGUCUCCCACUGCACACGGAAGGAUUCCAGUGGACGUUUCUCAUUCCCGGACUGAUCACCCAGCCAAGUGAAACGUAAAUAUAAGCUAACCAAACCUUUUCCCAAAGGCCUUGGCAUUAGGUUGUUGCUAAAUGAGAUUGCUAUUUGUGUAGAGACUGUUUAUCUAGGGUCAGCGUACACAGAUAGAUACAUUAGACACGUUAUCUGUAUUCAUAGUAAAUGCUUAUUUACUAUUUUUAAUACCAGCAUCCAGAAAGACCACAAUUGACUCCCUCAUAGACUGCUAAUUACCCAUUCAUUGCUUCGUCCAAUCCGUUGCUCAUCUACUUGGCAUUCAGUUUUGUUAACAUCCAUUUGUGUUGUAGUUUGUAGUUUAUGUUUGAUUACUGAUUCAAUUUUCUUAGUAGUUUAGUCAUUUUCCUUCGUAGUAUUUAGUGAGUGUGAUAUUUUACUCUUGUACAUAUUUUUGUUAAUAAAUUCAUUUUAUUGCAAACAGUGUCAUUCUUGUGUUGAUAAUCAGAGGCUCUACAAGCUCGCCCGAAUCUCACUAAAUCCUUCAGAUUGGUCAGAUGAUAAACUUCCUCCAAUUUAUAAAAUUCUAAUUCAGUCAACAAUCUUUCAUCAUUGUUCGUUAUUGUCAAGGUGAGAAUCCUGACUGGUGCCCCAAAAUAUUGGAAGGAAUCAUCUGACUCAAUAUUAAUAUUAAUACAAAAUAUUAAUAUUAAUAUUCAAGACCAUAAAUAACUACAUUUGUGGUGCCCUCAUGUGAGGCUAAUCCAAAAUCACUACAACAUCAAGUCUGGACUCUACGAGUGACCUACAGUUCUCUAGAUUACACAAAGACCCCAGCACUCAGUGCAGCUCUGCAACUGUUGGAAAGCAAUCCAGUCUCUCCUACUGCAAACGGGAGGAUAUCAGUGGAAGACGUUUCCUAUCGCCGGACUGAUCACCCGACCAAGUAAAACGUAAAUAUAAGCUAACCAAACCUUUUCCCAAAGGCCUUGGCAUUAGGUUGUUGCUAUAUGAGAUUGCUAUUUGUGUAGAGACUGUUUAUCUAGAGUCAGCGUAUACAGAUAGAUGCAUCAGACACGUUAUCUGUAUUCAUAGUAAAUGCUUAUUUACUGUUUCAUACCAGCAUCCAGAAAGACCACAAAUGACUCCCCAUAGACUGCUAAUUACCCAUUCAUUGCUUCAUCCAAUCCGUUGCUCAUCUACAUGGCAUUCAUUUUGUUAACGUCCAUUUGUGUUGUAGUUUGUAGUUUCUGUUUGAUUAUUGAUUCAAUUUUCCUUAGUACUUUAGUCAUUUUCCUUAGUAGUUUAGUCAUUUUCCUAGUAUUUUGUGAGUGUGAUAUUUUACUCUUGUAUAUCUUUUUGUUAAUAAAUUCAUUUUUAUUGCAAACUGUGUCAUUCUUGUGUUGAUAAUCAGAGGCUCUACAAGCUCGCCCGAAUCUCACUAAAUCGUUCAGAUUAGUUAGAUGACAAGCUUCCUCCAAUUUAUAAAAUUCUAAUUCAGUCAUCUUCUGUGAUUGUUCUUUAUUGUCAAGGUAAAAUUCCUUGACUGGUGCCCCGAAAUAUUGGAAGGAAUCAUCUGACUCAAUAUUAAUAUUAAUACAAAAUAUUAAUAUUAAUAUUUAAGACCAUAAUAAACAUUUGUGGUGCCCUCGUGUGAGGCUAAUCCAAAAUCACUACAUUAAUAUUGCACUACUCAUUUGUUUCCUGUGUAGUUGUUCAUUAAAGUGUUAUCGCUCCUUGCUGUACACGUGUGUUUUGGAGGCAUUGUAGAUUGCUCUGAAGGAAGGGUGAGAUCUUAUGCUUUCAAGGCAAGCUCACUAUUGCUAGCCUCUCCAAAAAUUACCUACCCUGCUUUUAAAUUAUAAAUUUGAUGCGAGUAUAUUCAUAUUAUGUGAUCAUAGCCUUCAAAUAACUCCUUUGUUGUAUUCAAAAUCAGUGGAUUUUCAAUAGUCUUUUUAAUUAUUUUGAAUAUCAUCAAAAUUUGGAAAAUAUCUAUAUAUUACUUUUAGCUAUACUGCCCAGGUGUAAUAACUAGUAAACACCAUGAAAUAUGCAUAUGGUAAUCAAAGAAUUUAAUAUAGAACAAACUUCAUAGUUGAACUAGUAUUACCAUCUGAUAGCAUCACUGUACCAUCAAUGAAAUUAAAAUGUAUUAAACAUACUUAAUAAAAACAGGAAAACGUGGUUUUAUUAGAAAGCUUUCAUCAGGGUUUUAUGUCAUCGUUUUUGCUGUGUAGCCUAACGUUAGGGAUACAAAAAAUUAAUCGAGCACAUAUUUCUGUUUUCCUUGU